AUGGAGCCUCACAACUUGUCUUUUCUCGAGUGUCGUCUCUUUUUCACUUGUGUAGUGCUUUUGCUGUGCGUUAUCCUGGUCUCUUCGGGUAAUAACGUGACGGACAAGCUCGCAUUGCUUGCAUUCAAGGCCGCGAUAACUGAGGACCCUUUCGGGGCGCUGAAUUCAUGGAACCAUACGGCCGACCACUGUCAGUGGUACGGUGUCACGUGCGGUCGCCUGCACCAUCGAGUCACAGGACUAGACCUACAAGCCCUCGAGCUUUCUGGAUCCAUCUCCGAACACAUUGGAAACUUGAGCUUCUUGAGAGUCCUGAUCCUCAACAACAAUAGUUUCCAUCACGCAAUCCCGCAACAAGUCGGCCAUUUGCACAGUCUGCGUGUCUUGCGACUCGCUCUCAACACAUUGGAAGGCGAAAUCCCAAGAAACCUGUCGGGUUGCACUCGCCUUACAUGGCUCAGCCUAGGAGCCAACUCGUUGGUCGGAGAAAUUCCCAUCGACCUUGGUUCUUUGCUGCAGCUUCAGAAUAUUUCUUUAUUUUUGAACUAUCUAACGGGAACUGUUCCUUCAUUUAUCGGAAACAUGUCAUCGUUAGAGAACCUCAUUCUGAGUGCGAAUGAAUUAGGUGGGAAGAUACCCCAAGCUCUUGGGAAACUGACCAAACUCAACCGGCUUGUUUUAGACGAAAAUAGGUUGUCUGGCGCAGUUCCUCCAUCUAUCUUCAAUCUUUCCUCUGUGACGAUGUUCGACAUCGGUGUAAACCAAAUUGGAGGCAACCUUCCUGCCAAUCUAGGCUUCACUCUUCCAAACAUCGAGCAUUUCAGCAUUUUCUCCAACCGAUUCACCGGAGGCAUUCCUCGGUCAAUGUCUAACGCGACCGCUUUAGGGGUGCUGCAAGCCAGUCAGAACAAACUCUCCGGGAACAUGCCUCCUUUGGACCGCUUAAACAAGCUCAAAAGAUUGAGCAUGAAUUUUAAUCAUCUGGGAAGCGGAGGUUAUGAUGAUUUUAGCUUCUUUUGCUCGUUGACUAACACCACCACUCUACUGGACUUGUCCAUAUAUGAAAACAGUUUUGGCGGGACGUUGCCUGAGUGUAUCGGUAAUUUCUCCGUUACUCUAUUGGAGUUGUGGCUGGGCGAGAAUCUUCUGUUUGGCACGAUUCCUCGAACAGUCGGAAAUCUCGUCAACUUGGAAAGGUUGCUUUUGGACCACAACAGGUUUUCAGGUACGGUCCCGUCCGUUUUGGGAGAUCUUCAUAACUUAGUGGUACUGGAUUUAUCGAACAAGAAGUUUUCCGGAGCAAUUCCUUCUUCAUUAGGAAGCCUAGUAAACCUGGCACAACUCCGUCUCGAUCACAAUAACUUUCACGGCUACAUUCCUUCACGUCUCUCGGAGUGCCAAAGGUUGGUGCUACUUGAUCUUUCUAGUAACAACUUGAAUGGUAGUAUACCUCCUGAGUUCAUAGGCCUCCCAUCCUUGUCUAUACUUCUAAACUUGUCUCGAAACCAUCUCACCGGCGUCCUACCUGAGGAAGUUGGGAAAUUGAAUCUUUUGGCUCAACUGGAUGUCUCUGGAAACAUGUUGGACGGCGACAUUCCAGCCAGUCUUGGCAGUUGUGUUGGAUUGGAACUGCUCAAAAUGCAGGAGAACUCUUUCCAAGGCUCCAUUCCUUCAUCUAUUGGUAUGUUGAGGAAUGUCAAUGAGCUAGAUCUUUCACACAACAAUUUAUCUGGUCAGAUUCCUGAGUUUUUCGAGGCACUUCACUUAUUGAAGAUCCUGAAUCUGUCGUACAACAACUUUGAAGGCACAUUACCGACUAAAGGUAUCUUUAAUAAUGUCAGCGCUACUUUUGUCUCCGGAAAUGACAAGCUUUGUGCAGGAAUGCCCGAAUUUCAUCUCCCGAAAUGCAGCUAUAGAAACUCUGGCCGAAGAAUAAUCCCUAAGUGGAAGCUCGUCAUCACGAUUUUCUUCGGGGUUCUUGUAGUUGCUCUUGUUCUUGCUCUUGUGUACUUUCGUUGGUUGAAGAACAAGAAAAGGGCAGAACCAGCUUCAAAUUCCAAAGAUGAUUCAUCAUUUAAUCUAUCUUAUGGAAUUCUCCUUAAAGCAACCAACGGGUUUUCUUCAAUUAACUUGAUCGGGGUCGGCGGUUUUGGAUCUGUUUACAAGGGAGUCCUCGAUGAGAAUGGAACUGUCAUUGCCGCGAAGGUACUUAAUUUGACGCUUCAUGGUGCUGUGAAGAGCUUCAUAACCGAGUGCGAGGCUUUAAGGAACGUCCGACACCGUAAUCUUUUGAAAGUCCUAACAGUAUGCUCGGGCACUGAUUAUAGGGGCAAUGAGUUUAAGGCCUUGGUUUAUGAGUUCAUGGUCAAUGGCAGCCUCGAAGAUUGGCUACAUCCGAGUCCAUCAUCAGCUAACGCGGAUGGGAAUGUGCAGAAAUUGAGUCUCAUCCAGAGGAUAAAUAUUUCCAUCGACGUUGCUUCAGCGUUAGAUUAUCUCCAUAACCAAUUGCAAAGCCCUAUUAUCCAUUGUGAUCUAAAGCCAAGCAACGUCCUGCUAGACGCCGAAAUGGUUGGACAUGUUGGGGACUUUGGUUUGGCGAAGGUCGUGAUUGAAUCCACCGAUGACACUAAAGCGAAAAUGAGCUCUGCUGGUGUUAGAGGAACUGUCGGCUAUGCUGCUCCAGAAUAUGGAAUGGAAAGCAUGGUUUCAAGAGAAGGCGAUGCUUAUAGUUAUGGCAUUCUCUUGCUUGAGAUGUUCACAGGCGUGAGUCCAACAAACGAAAUGUUCAGAGAAAAUUUUAACCUUCAUAAGUUCGUCAAGGAAGCCUUGCCUGAACGACUCCUGGAGAUUACCGAUCCUUUUCUACUUCAAGAAAUGGAAAGCCAUAUGGGCACCAGCAGAGGUGAUGCAGCUCGUGAAUGUCUGGAGAUGGUCUAUAGAAUUGGGGUCGGCUGCUCAGUCGAAGCACGCAGAGAGCGGGCAAACAUCACGGAAGCUGCAGCUCAGCUGCAUUUUAUCAGGGAUAAACUUCAUGCAGCUGGUUUACAGGGAUAGGUUAUAUGAAACUCAGGAGUUCUUGGAGUCGGUUUCUGCAAUUUCGGUUGGAUUUUUUUCUUCUUGCGUGCUUAGCUUUAGAAAAAGGGGAUGCGUGCUAUGUUAGUACAGUGGAUCCAGGGAACGGGCAACAGUUCUCCGAUCCUGGCCACAGCUCAAAAUGAGAACUCAAUAUCGUCUGUUAUUCGUAAAACUCGGGUUUCAGCCCAACUGCUGCAAGAACUGCUAGUAGCUUUUUAAAUUUGACGACGGCUCCUUCUUUCGCUCACCUUUUCAUGUACAAUUCAUCCGUGAGGCUGAGCAGGAAUUUGAGAAGCAGAUCAUAUAAUCAUAUCCGGCUCCCGAAAUUGUGUUUCGUAGUAAACUACCACGUUCACUG
Rhodamnia argentea is the source of this 3433-nucleotide messenger RNA. RefSeq names its product probable LRR receptor-like serine/threonine-protein kinase At3g47570. NCBI's taxonomy places the organism in Eukaryota, Viridiplantae, Streptophyta, Magnoliopsida, Myrtales, Myrtaceae. The record is from RefSeq and is a predicted model, not a curated record. Gene Ontology annotation, cellular component: plasma membrane. The transcript has 3 exons. Bases 1 to 3054 code for a protein of 1017 amino acids. Gene Ontology annotation, molecular function: protein binding; protein kinase activity; ATP binding. Gene Ontology annotation, biological process: protein phosphorylation.